AUGAACGUGACCUCGUCCCGCCGCCAGAGCCAGAAGAUGUGUAGCCAGAGCCGUAAAACCAGAGCCAAGAGGCAGAAAGUUGUCACUCCAUUGCCUCCAUUGCCAGAUGAUAUGAUGAUGGAGAUCCUGUUUCGAGUUCCGGUGAGAACCCUUGGGCAACUCAAAUGCGUCUGCAAAACAUGGAAAACCCUAAUUUCCGAUCCGCAAUUCGCGAAGGACCAUUUUCGCGCUUCAACCGCUUAUCCAAACAUGGCCCACCAACUUUUGGUGUCUCCCAUUAACGAUCGCUCAAAAAUGGUAUCAUACUCUGUGAAGUCACUGUUCCAAAAGCCAUCCUCCCCUGCUAAAGGCCAUUCCUUCGAGAUUAAAAAAAGUUGCCGCAUUCUAGGUUCCUGCAAUGGCCUAGUGUGUCUGUAUGAUGUUUUCCAAUCCCAUGUUACAUUCUGGAACCCUGCCAUCAGAUCGGUUUCCAAAACAUUGCCAAUCGGGGGAAAUGGUUUUACUUGCUACGGUUUUGGCUAUGAUCACGUUAAGCACAAGUUCAAGUUGUUAAUUGUCUUUCCUUCACCUCUCCCUGUCACCAAACUAUUCACCUUGGGUGCAACAAGUAUCUGCACCAUGAUUGAGAAUUUCCCAUGUCAUGCGACCAGGAGGGCAGGGAAAUUCUUGAAAGGCACUCUUAACUGGAUAGCAAGAAGAGGGGAAGAUGAAAAAAGUGGUGAAAGGUUGAUUCUUUCCUUUGAUUUGGUGACGGAGGCAUAUGGUGAAGUGUUGCUGCCUAACAGGGACUAUGAUGAGAUCUGCAAUCCUUCCUUAGAUGUCCUGCGUGGCUGUCUUUGUGUUUGUUUCACAGACUACAAGAAAGGUAAUUGGUCUGUGUGGCUGAUGAAGGACUAUGGUGUUCAACUUUCUUGGACUAUGUUGAGCAUCAUCUCUCAUGUUACGUUCGGGAUGCGUAAAUGGAUGCACACGUUUGAGCCCUUGUGCAUUUCAGAAAACGGUGUUCUUCUUGUCAAGACUCCAACUUCCAAAUUAGCUCUCUACAAUUUGGUUGAUGAUAGGAUAGUCAAUCUUAAGGUUAGGGGCAGACUUGGGUUUGACCACACUCAUAUUUACCAUGAAAGUUUGGUUUCACCACAAUUUUAG
Molecule: messenger RNA, 1146 nt
Organism: Sphenostylis stenocarpa
Lineage: Eukaryota; Viridiplantae; Streptophyta; Magnoliopsida; Fabales; Fabaceae
Source: the annotation of a GenBank genome assembly